AUGAUGAACAAUAGUAUAGAAUCAAGUUUUUACAAUGCUGAAGAGAAUGAUGGAGAAACCGAUAAUUAUGUUACAUGUCCAUUAUUGCAACUAAAAUAUUCUAGAUCAAGAAAACCAAUUACUAGUCGUUUGGGACAAAAGGGUAGAUCUUUAAAACACAUAAAUGAGAAUCGACCUUUAUUUGAAAAUAGAACCGCAGAAGCUGAUUUGGGAGGAUCAUUUCAAAUACGUACACCUGAAAAUGUAGUAACUGGUUUUGAAAAACUUGACUUAGUACAUGAUACUCCAUUUGUCCGUCCAGCCAUUAAAACUCACAAUGAUAGUGAUUUAGAAACUCCGAGUGACACAAUAACUAAUUUGAAAAAUGUAAGACCUAAUAUUGCAUUAAGUACUAAACGGUCAUUAUACAAUAAUAAAGAAAAUUUACCAGAGCAAAUAGAAGAAUUAAAAACACCUGAUUCUCAAAAAUUUAAUCAAUGUAAUACUAGUCAGCCGUCACUCACUAUAAAAGAAACUGCAAAUAAAUCAUCAGAGAGUGUGAAAGACGAAACAUAUUAUGUGUCACCUGAAACUUCAAGAUACAACUAUGAUACCAGUUUGUAUCAUAGUAUCAGAGAAACAACUGUCAUACCAGAAACAUCACAUUCAUCCUUUUCUAUCAGAAAUUCUGAUUCAUUUGUUAAUAAUUCUUUAACAUCUAAGCAAUUAGAAUGUCAACCUCUAGAUGAUCAACCUAAUCAUACUGCACUUGAACUCUCUCCUGCAGGAAACCGUAACAAUUUUGUAGUACGAGCUCGAUCUCCCAUUCGUCAUAUUCCUGUUGGAUUUGUUCAAGAUGGAGAAUUUAAGCGGCCAAUUAAUUCAUCAAGUAGCAUGUGUGUUAAAUGCGCCAAUGAAAACUAUAUAUCUGUUAAAGGAAUUAAUUAUAAUAUACUUAAUACACUUGGCCACGGUGGAUCUAGUAUUGUGUAUGAGGUUUUACAUCCAGACACAAACCAAGUGGUUGCAAUAAAAAAGGUAGAUUUAUCUGAAGUUGAAGAUAUUAUAGCAAAAGGAUAUUUAAAUGAAGUUAAUUUGUUACAAAAUCUGCAAUCAUGUGAAAGUGUUAUACGCCUUUUUGACAGUCAAUAUACUAUUAAGGAUAAGAUACUUUACAUGGUAAUGGAAAAAGGUGAUACAGAUCUUUCAAAACUCAUUCGUAAUACUAAACAUAUGUCUGUACAUAUGAUAAUGUACUAUUGGUCAGAAAUGUUGAUUACUGUUAAUGAAAUACAUGCUAAAGGUGUUAUACAUUCAGAUCUAAAACCUGCAAAUUUUCUUCUGGUUAGUGGUCGUUUAAAAUUGAUAGAUUUUGGUAUUGCAUCAAAAAUUCAAGGAGAUAUGACAAGUGUAUUGAAAGAUGUGACUACUGGAACUUGGAAUUAUAUGAGUCCAGAAUGUAUUAGGAGUGGUGGUUCAAAUUUUCAAGGACAUAAAAUAAACCAAAAAUCAGAUGUGUGGUCCCUAGGAUGCAUAUUGUAUAGUUUAAUUUAUGGUAAGACUCCUUAUUCACAUUUGACAAACACUUGGCAAAAGUUACAAGCCAUUGCAGAAUCUACACAAAAUAUUAGUUUCCUGAGUCACAGUAAAACAUUUACUCAAGGUAUACCACCUGUACUAAUGCAAACAAUGAAGUUAUGUUUGAUAAAAGAUGUGAAAGCCAGACCCAAUGUAGUUGAUUUGCUGAAGCUUAUUGAAAAUACAGUAUUCAAACCUAUGACUUAA
Messenger RNA from Macrosiphum euphorbiae (potato aphid), 1764 nucleotides. The record is from the annotation of a GenBank genome assembly. NCBI's taxonomy places the organism in Eukaryota, Metazoa, Arthropoda, Insecta, Hemiptera, Aphididae.